This is a messenger RNA of Rhinolophus ferrumequinum (greater horseshoe bat), 3161 nucleotides long. RefSeq names its product pleckstrin homology and RhoGEF domain containing G6 (gene PLEKHG6). The coding region runs from base 442 to 2922 and encodes 826 amino acids. The transcript has 18 exons. NCBI's taxonomy places the organism in Eukaryota, Metazoa, Chordata, Mammalia, Chiroptera, Rhinolophidae. The record is from RefSeq and is a predicted model, not a curated record. Gene Ontology annotation, molecular function: GTPase activator activity; guanyl-nucleotide exchange factor activity.
UAGUGCCCGGCUCUGCUCUGUGCUGCCCGGUCCUGCGGGCCGCUCGGUCCUAGACCCAGGCUGAGCAGCCGGGCUGGCAUCGCUACGGCAGCCGUCGGCGAGCAAGAGCCCCGCGGGCUGGGACCGGCAACGCCGGCGGCGGGCGCCGGAAUACCUGCCGGCAGGCCCUCCCCACUCAGAAGGUGGGUCCUCUACCCUGGUGGAAGGGAUGGAGCUCCACACCUGGCUCCCAGUUCCAUGGCGAUGUCCCCAGAGGCUGGGGAAGACCCAACGCAGCCCAAGACCCGAGACACGGCUUCCACCCCGCUCAUCUCUAAGGCCAAGCGCCUAAUAGCUGUCCCUGCCUCACCUCCUUGUGGCCAGAAGGCUCCAGCCUUAGGGGACCCCUUUCUCCUGGACCUUGGAGCUAUGACCCUUCAGAGGUGACCCAGGAAAGAAGGAAUGCAGGCCUUUGGUCCUCCAGAUGAGGGUCCCCUCCGAGGACUUGCGGACUCCCACAUUGAGAAUUAUAGGGGCCAGCAUCGGGCCUCUGCCCAGAGUACAGCUUUCAGUCUCUAUCCCCGAGGAAGCCCUGUGCUGGACCCUAGUCGCCUGCGUCUCCAGGUCUACAUCCCUUUUACCAAGAGUUCUGGCCAGGCCCGAGGCACGUCUCCCAUACGGCUCCGAGAACCAGAGCCUGAGAAGAGGCAUGGAGUCCAUCUGGGGGCUGGCCCACCUCACUCCCCCAAACUAAAGUCCCACCAGGAAGUCACCACGACCCACGAGCUGGAGAAGAGGCUGCAUAUAUUCAGCAUGUAUGGGAUACCCCGCCUGCCCCCUGAGGACCGGCAGCGCUGGGAAAUAGGAAAGAGCAGUGACAGUGGCCUGACCAUUGAGAUGUCCUGGAAGGAGCUGGUGCCUGGGCACAAGGAGAUGAGCCGGGAGCUUUGCCACCAACAGGAAGCACUGUGGGAGCUACUGACCACCGAGCUGAUCUACAUGCGAAAGCUCAAGAUCAUGACUGACAUCAGAAGGGGCAGGGUUGCUGGGAGAGGGAGGGACAGCAUACCAAGAGAUCCCCCUGAUUUGAGACCUUCACGGGAUCUUGGGCCAGAGCUCCUAGCCGCGGGUUUGCUGAACUUGCAGCGAGUGGGACUGCUGACAGAAGUAUCAGCUGAGACCCUGUUUGGAAAUGUCCCCAGCCUGAUUCGAACUCACCGGAGCUUUUGGGAAGAGGUGCUGGGGCCUGCCCUGCGGGAGACUCGAGCCUCGGGACAACCUCUGGACCCUGUCAGCCUGCAAGAUGGCUUCCUGGCGUUCAGCCAGCGGUUCCAGCCCUAUGUCCGGUAUUGCCUGAGAGUGAAGCAGACCAUGGCUUAUGCCCGGGAGCAGCAAGACAAUAACCCUUUCUUCCGUACCUUCGUGCAGUGGUGUGAGAAGCACAAGCGCUCGGGGAGGCAGAUGCUGGGUGACUUACUCAUCAAGCCGCAGCAGCGCAUCACCAAGUACCCACUGCUGCUGCGGGCUGUGCUCAAGAGGAGCCCUGAGGAACGAGCCCACCGGGCCCUGACCUCCAUGAUUGCAGCUGUGGAGUCAUUCCUGCAACACAUCAAUAAGCAGGUCCGCCAAGGUGAAGAGCAGGAUAACUUGGUGGCUGCAGUCCAGCGCAUUGGGCCCUAUGAGGUGCUGGAGCCAUCCAGCGAGGAGAUGGAGAAGAAGCUGCGUCCAUUCUCCAGCCUGGACCUGAUGUCCCCCAUGCUGGGGGUGGCUCCUGAGCACACCAGGCAGCUGCUGCUGGAGGGACCCGUGCGAGUAAAAGAGGGGCGAGAAGGGAAGCUGGACGUGUACCUGUUCCUCUUCUCUGACCUGCUCCUGGUGACAAAGCACCAACGCAAGGCAGACAAAGCCAAGGUUAUCCGGCCCCCCUUCAUGCUGGAGAAGCUUGUGUGCCAACCACUCCGAGACCCUAACAGCUUCCUGGUGAUCCACCUCACUGAAUUCAAGUGCGUCUCCAGUGCCCUCAUUGUGUACUGUCCCACUGCUACAGACUGUACCCGGUGGCUGGAGAAGACCCAGAAGGCCCAGGUCACCCUGCAAAAACUGAAGGACAAGGAGUACAUCCAACAGAAGAGGGAGCUCCUGGCCCUCUACAGGGACCAGGAUCAGGACCGGGGAUCCCAAGGCACCAGGCCCUCCACGCCUUCCCAGGAGGGCUCUCAGAGCAGCACGGAGGGGAGGACUCCUGAGUUCUCCACCGUCAUCCCCCAUCUGGUGGUGACAGAAGACACGGAUGAAGACACUCCCUCAGUAGCAGAUACCUCAGACUCGGGCUAUGGCACUCUGAUCCCAGUCUCCCCCAAGGGGCUCCACUCCCCACUGAGCCGUCUACGCCCAUGGGCCCAUUUGCGGGACCCCCACUUCACCUUCUCCACCCUGGACCUCCGGGAUGUUACUUUGCACCACCAGCUUCCUGACCCCCGAGCUCCCCAACGCCGAAGUGCCCCUGACCUGCCAGGGGAAGCUAUCCAAAGAGGAUGUAGUCUUCCCCGGGGAGAACCACCGACCUGGUCUGAGGAAGAAGAUGGGACCUCAAUGGGAGGGAACGUGGUAGUGGAAACCUUGCAUAGGGCCCAACUUCGGGGGCAGCUCCACUACUCCGCUACCCACACUGACUCUGCAGGGGAAAGCUCUUGGGCGUCCUCAGAGGAUGAGGAAGAAGAGAAGCCCAUCUUCCUGACACCCCAUCGCACCCCUGCCCCCCACCCCCACCGGACUGAGGACAUGCUCAGAGACAUCCGGGUAGAUCUGGCCAGCCAAAGGAUUGAGGACAUCGCUGAGCCUGGGGACAGCAGGCCUCGGAAGCUGACGCGGGUCCAACUGCAGAGGAUGCGUGGGCUCCACAGUAUACAGCUGGACACCCCCGUGUCCACAUCAGAAGCCUGAGGACCACUCAGACACUCAGGACUUUUGGCACUGCUCCCUGAGGAAAUCUCUCCCAAGAGUGCUGGUCACCACCCCCACCCCCGGACUCUACCUCAAGGUCCACACUCCCCACUAAGAAGCCUGGCCCAGACACCCUGUGCUUCUUGCUCUAAAAACGCUGUGGAUCAAGAGCUGUACAUUUAUGUACCGUAGACACCUGAGCCCCACAUAAAGUUGUGCAUACAAAGGACUGUCCAGUU